AGCUCUUUGCACAGCCGCAGUCGGUGGAGAUGCUCGCGCGGACGACGAAGAGCCGCUAUUGCUGCUGGCUGUAACGCACAGCUGAAAGAAAAGACUCGGCAUUACCGCAUCCGAUUCCUCCAUCCAUCCGUGUGGCGCUGCACCUGCGAAUACCGCUGUCAUUAAUUAUAAUGGAAAGACAACAAGGACGUUAAAACAUCUAAAACGGGCGCCUCUCCUCAGACACAAGAAUGAGUGAGGAGAUGCCUGUUACCUCCAGCUGGCUGGCCCAAGAACCCACCUGGGACAGCAGUGGUGCGGGAAGUCCAGACAACAUCAGCCUCGGAACGUACGCACCUGCUGUGGUUCUGGCGGCGAGACCACCUGAUGAGUUUCUGGUGAACCCCUGGGACAUUGUGCUGUGUUCCUCUGGCACCCUGAUAGCCUGCGAGAAUGCCCUGGUGGUCCUUGUGAUCUGGCAGAACCCAGCUUUGCGCGCCCCCAUGUUUUUGCUGAUUGGUAGCCUUGCUCUUGCUGAUCUUCUGGCUGGCCUGGGGUUAGUCCUGCACUUUACCUUUGCUUACCUGCUACGCUCUGACUCGGCACAGCUCCUGACGGUGGGUCUGAUCGUGGCUUCCUUCUCUGCUUCAGUCUUCAGCUUGCUGGCAAUCACCAUCGACCGUUACCUGUCGUUGUACUAUGCCCUAACGUACAACUCAGAGCGUACAACUGCUUUCACAUACACCAUGCUUGUGCUCCUAUGGGGAGUGUCACUGUGCCUGGGUUUGUUGCCGGUCACGGGUGUCAACUGCCUGGGCCAGGAAGCUUACUGCAGUGUGGUGUGGCCACUAACAAAAAACAACGUGGCUGUUCUGUCCGUCUCCUUCCUUCUGCUGUUUGGUUUAAUGCUUCAACUGUACGUGCAGAUCUGCAAAAUUGUCAUGCGACACGCACACCAAAUCGCCCUGCAGCACCACUUUUUAGCAGUGAGCCCCCAUUACGUCACCACGAGGAAGGGCGUCUCCACCCUGGCGAUCAUUCUGGGCACUUUUGCCGCCUGUUGGAUGCCAUUUACUGUCUAUUCGCUUAUAGCUGAUUACACAUACCCACCCCUAUAUACAUAUGCCACUUUGGUGCCUGCCACUUACAACUCCGUCAUCAACCCUGUAAUUUACGCCUUCCGCAAUCAAGAGAUCCAGAAAGCGCUGUGGCUGGUGUGCUGCGGCUGUAUCCCUGCCAGCGUGUCCCAGCGGGCACGGACCCCCAGUGAUGUCUGAUGCAGGAGACAUCUUUUGGACGCUGGAAGCCUAGGAAAUUUCACAGGCCUAGACAUGCUCAAUCACCGGCUGCAGAUAUUCCCAACCCCUGGGAAAGAGAAGCGUGUGAGUCACCUGUUUCGGUCUUCCCUUAUCUGUUUCUUGACAACCACUGCCACACAAGCUUUACCUGAUCCUAAUCUGACCAGCUGCCACAUGCACCCUGUCCAGAAAAGUGAAAAUGAAUGUUGUGUGGCAGGGAGAUGCAAAUAUAUUGUACAUGUAUAAUUUUUUUUUAUUUUUUGUGCUUGUUUGGCUUGGCCACAGUGGCAGCCCUGUUGCACAGGCGUUGAGGGGGUGGUGGAGGAUAAGGGGCAGCAUGUGGCGGUCCUCUUCACUGGAUCCCGAAGCUCAUUCAUCUCGACCUGCUGUUGCUGCAUUCAAGAACGUGUAUGGAAUGUUAAGUAACUGCGGAGCACUAAAAUAGACAAGGCGCUCGGUGAUCCGCACCUUCCGUCCCCCGAAGAAACCGACCUGGGAAGAGAGAGAGAGAGAGCUUGGCGCCCCCUCUCUUCUUUUUGUCACCUCAACCCAAGCAUGCCCUAAUGUCAAAUGUCCUCCAAAGCAGAAAACCAUGAAGAGCUAAAUACAGUCUCAGAAUGAGAACCACUCUAUAAAUAACCAAACCCAUUGAUGCCUUUAUUUUGGUUAAUUACAAAAGUUUUACAGGCAAUCAUUUUCGCUCAUCCGUAACCUCUUCCAUAAUGCGGGAUGAAAACAAUUGGGACCCGGGAGAAGUAUGUUAAAGUGUAUGUUGUCUAACAAAGCUCAUCAAGAAAAUG
Xyrauchen texanus (razorback sucker) is the source of this 2077-nucleotide messenger RNA. Its product is annotated as G-protein coupled receptor 12-like. The record is from RefSeq and is a predicted model, not a curated record. Gene Ontology annotation, cellular component: membrane. Lineage: Eukaryota; Metazoa; Chordata; Actinopteri; Cypriniformes; Catostomidae. Gene Ontology annotation, molecular function: G protein-coupled receptor activity. Bases 231 to 1256 code for a protein of 341 amino acids. The transcript has 2 exons. Gene Ontology annotation, biological process: G protein-coupled receptor signaling pathway.